AUGGACGAGAACGAUCAACUUGCUUGGGACAUCGGGGCGGUGUUCAUGAUGGGUUUCAGUGGGACAACCGUGACUCCGCAGGUUAAACAAUUGAUUGAGGAGCACCAUCUCGGAACAAUCAUGUUGUCCGGGAAGAACUUCAAAUCUGCCGAGCAAGCCACAAAGCUCAUUUUAGAGCUCCAAACCAUCGCGCGCAACGCUAACCAUCCGUAUCCGUUACUUAUUGCGAUUGAUCAAGAGAAUGGGGGACUCAAUAAUUUAUGUGAUUCGCAGCACCUACGGCAAUUCCCUGGCGCCAUGGGAAUGGCGGCGACGGGAUCGCCCGAACUGUGUAGGGAGGUUGCCAAAGCUACAGCACUUGAAGUAUCGUCAGUGGGGGUGAAUUGGAUAUUGGGACCGGUGCUAGAUGUGCUUAAUCCGAAUGCGCGCACCCAGCCGUUGGGGGUGAGAACUAUGGGACAUGAGCCAGAGGAGGUAUCUGAAAUGGGAGUGGCAUUUAUGAGGGGAUUACAAGACGGCGGUGUCGCAGCCUGUGCGAAGCAUUUCCCCUCAUACGGCAAUAUCGAAUUCCAAGGUUCUCCACUAGACGUCCCGAUACUAUCCGAUACUAUCGAGCAGCUCAAGCUGCAUGGCUUAAUACCGUUUAGGAAGGCAGUGGCAGCGGAUAUAGAUGCAGUUAUGGUCGGUGGCUGUUCAAUGCCAUCCCUAGAGACGAAAGUUAUGCAUGCAUGCCUUUCGGAUUCUAUCGUAAACAAGCUUUUACGCGAAGAGAUGGGGUUUAAGGGGGUAGUAGUGAGUGAAUGCCUGGAAAUGGAAGCCCUGCAUGAGAACAUCGGCGUAGGCCAGGCGACAGUUAUGGCACUGGAUGCAGGGUGCGACCAAAUCAUUGUGUGCAGGUCGUUUACUUUGCAGCAGGAAGCUAUCCAGGGGCUCCAAAUAGCUGUAGAAAGCACGAUUAUAUCGCGGGAAAUGGUUGCAGAAGCUGCCGCUCGAGUAGCCGCUAUGAAACGAAAGCGCACAUCUUGGCAACAAGCUCUGAAUCCGCCUGGGGUCAAUUACUUGAUGUUUCUAGAGCCGUCGCAUAAAGAGCUUUCUGUGAGGGCGUACGAGGCAUCGAUCACGAUAGUGCGAAACAAAGACCGAUUGCUGCCAUUGUCGACAAGACGCGAAGAGGAACAUGAUAUUCUCCUGCUAACACCUCUCGUCAAACCGUUGCCGGCUUCGCUUUUGGCGCAAGCGGAAGAACUUAGCGCAGCCUCCAAGUUAGAAUCGAGCCGAAGUGAUAGCUCUCCAACACCGACCCUAAAUACGUCGGCGACGUCCCGGCCGGAUCAUAAGUCACUACUAUCCUCAUUUCUCUCGGACAAGGACCGAGUACUAAUGACGGGUGAAGUUGUCUUCCGUGAAUUGGGGCGUUCUAUUGGUCGCAGUUCUGGUGCGAGGAUUCUUCAUAGCUCGUAUACUGCGAGUGGUAUCCGUCCUGUCCACGAAAACCUCAUUGAAGCCGCUUCAAUGAUUAUUGUUGUCACCGCAGAUGCAAAUCAGAACCGAUAUCAAUACGGGUUCACCAAACACAUAUCAGCAGUUAGCAAGAUUCCUACAGAUCGUUUCCCCAAGGGGAAGCAAGUAAUUGUCAUUGCGGUAUCCUCGCCGUACGACUUCUGGGUUGACAAGUCGAUUGGAACCUAUGUUUGCACCUACGAUUUCACAGAAACGGCAAUCGAUGCGCUAGUGAAAGUCAUAUUCGGGAAGAAAAAUGCCAAAGGCCUCCUCCCAGGGACAAUAUUCAAGAGACGGCAGCAGCAGCAGCAGCCAAAACAGCAGUGGUUAGUCGAGCAUUGGAAGAAACCCCGGGACUUCGAAUCUCUCAAACAGCUCCUGGAGGCAGUUAGGCGUUCAAGCGCGGAAACCCCGUCCCUUUACAUAGAUCUAGCCACGCUCCCCGCUGCUGCCUACCUUACCGAAGACAUUAUCAUGAACGAUGGUUCUGUCAUCCUAGAACAGCAAAAUUUCGUCGUUCGGAACUCUUCUACACGUGCGCUCUAUGGGUUUUGUUCAACAUACUAUAAUCCUAGGAGCGGGGUUGGCAGCAUUGGGGUUAUUGUAGUCGAUCCUGCCCGCCGUAAAUUGUCAAUAGGCAAUUCCUUGCAUGCAUCUGCUCUACGGUAUCUACGACAAAAGCCAGGCAUCAAACGAGUCUCUAUCGGAUCGCGAUUCCCAGCCAUAUACCUCGGGAUGCCCGCUUCCCUAGAUCCCAAUACCGCGACGGCAAAUGUUACCGAAGGAAUGGAUCCCAACAAGCCUUUCAAAACAUGGUUCCGCAACCUUGGAUGGCCUGAAACUUCAUCAUCUCGUGUGCAUCGUCUUCUUCUUUCCAACCUCGCCGAAUGGAAGCCUCCAGCUACGAUCAGCAAACAACUCUCUGACGCUGGUAUUUGCUUCGAACUCAUCUCAGAUAUCAAAUCCCCGACUGCGCCCGUACUCUACGAGCAAACCAUGGAAUUUGUCCGCUCCCAUGACAAUAGCCGUUAUGUAGACCCAUAUCGCAUAGCCGGUGAUGACCUUCAGAUCGGUCAAGCUCGUAUCCUGAUAGCAACCAAUAGCCAAAAGAAAUUCUUAGGAACAGUCAUACUAGUCUGGGGAACAAACGACCUGGGGAAACUCGAGAAAUUUACUCCGUUGAUUCGACCGAAUAUGCUCGCAUCCGCCGCUGGCCAUGCCGGGUCCGAAGCCGAUAAGACAUCUCGAAACGUUUGCGGGAUUUUAUACCCAGUUCUUGCGCCGACACCACUGAGAAGGCUUGUCCUCGAAGGUCUUGUGGCGAUAUCUACUAAACAUUUCCAGAUGCCGCAGCAACAGGGAAUGGUGGGCUUCAGUAAAGUGAUUUUGGAUUGUCUCGAUAAUCCUGACGACGCACAGGCUGUGGUUAAUAGCAAAAAUGGCAAAACUGGCUGGAGGAUUUGGCAUACAUUUGAGGAGAUGGAGUGCUCACUAUUGGAUUUGAGGUCUUCAUAG
This is a messenger RNA of Orbilia oligospora ATCC 24927, 3015 nucleotides long. RefSeq lists its product as uncharacterized. The record is from RefSeq and is a predicted model, not a curated record. The transcript has 6 exons. Gene Ontology annotation, biological process: carbohydrate metabolic process; peptidoglycan turnover. Bases 1 to 3015 code for a protein of 1004 amino acids. Gene Ontology annotation, molecular function: acyltransferase activity, transferring groups other than amino-acyl groups; hydrolase activity, hydrolyzing O-glycosyl compounds. Lineage: Eukaryota; Fungi; Ascomycota; Orbiliomycetes; Orbiliales; Orbiliaceae.